This is a messenger RNA of Condylura cristata (star-nosed mole), 419 nucleotides long. RefSeq names its product zinc finger protein 717-like. Gene Ontology annotation, biological process: regulation of DNA-templated transcription. The transcript has 3 exons. The coding region runs from base 90 to 377 and encodes 95 amino acids. The record is from RefSeq and is a predicted model, not a curated record. NCBI's taxonomy places the organism in Eukaryota, Metazoa, Chordata, Mammalia, Eulipotyphla, Talpidae.
AAAAGAGGUGCAUCCUAUACAAGAGCAAAGACCCCAAAAGUAGGUGCGUUUACACUUGCGGCAGUCUGACCUAGGCUGUUAGCCCUGGAAUGAGGAUAAAUGCUCCCUCACAGGGGAUGGUGUCAUUUGAGGACGUGGCUGUGAACUUCACCUGGGAGGAGUGGCGGAACCUCAGUGAUGCUCAGAGGACCCUGUUCCGCGAUGUGAUGCUGGAAACCUUUAACCACCUGGUGUCAGUAGGGCAUCGUGUUAAGGAUCCUGAGGCGAGCAUCAGCUUGGAGCCGGGAGCACAGCCAGGGACUGUGGAACAACCUCCCAACCAGGACCUCCCAGAUCUCCUGCUGCUCUUCCAAUGGCUGCCAGUCUUCUCAGACUGACCCAGUGUUCAGUCCCUGAUACUGCAGGGAGCUAUUCUGCAU